Messenger RNA from Chaetomium globosum CBS 148.51, 558 nucleotides. RefSeq lists its product as uncharacterized. The coding region runs from base 1 to 558 and encodes 185 amino acids. The record is from RefSeq and is a predicted model, not a curated record. Lineage: Eukaryota; Fungi; Ascomycota; Sordariomycetes; Sordariales; Chaetomiaceae. The transcript is spliced from 2 exons.
AUGGCAACCAAAGCCGUCGCCGCCAAGCAUCCCUAUCCGGACAACAAACCGCCCAUCUACAAGAAGACGGCCAAGAUCGAUGUAGGCCUCCACACCGAAACCCUCAGCAAUGCGUACAAGACAACGCGAGACGUGGCCAUCGAGCUCCACAGAGAGCUACAGCCCUAUCUCAAGAAGGCCAAGGAGCGAGUGUGCGAGCUGGUCCACGAGGUUAACAAGCUCAAGCAGACUGUCAGGGAGCUGAAGAUAGAGAUAACCGUAUUGAGAGAGGAGCUCAGGGUAACCAAGGAGGCUUUGGUGACGGCUAACACCACCACGUUGCAUCCCGCGCUCUUGUUGAUUGACGGCGACCCCUACGACUGGUGUAAAAAUAUAUCCCGACGGCUUACCCCGACACGGCGCACGGGACUAACACCGCCGCAGGGUAGCCCAAGGACACCACGCGUACCCGGGGCGUCCGGGCACCCGGUACAACACUCCAUUCACGCCCUCUUCAGCCCCCUAUGCAGCACCAUCUGCACACCUUCUGCGCUGGAGCAAGCGGGGUCGUCUAGUUAG